Messenger RNA from Clupea harengus (Atlantic herring), 1965 nucleotides. RefSeq names its product hydroxyacid oxidase 2 (long chain) (gene hao2). Gene Ontology annotation, biological process: fatty acid alpha-oxidation. NCBI's taxonomy places the organism in Eukaryota, Metazoa, Chordata, Actinopteri, Clupeiformes, Clupeidae. Gene Ontology annotation, molecular function: FMN binding; (S)-2-hydroxy-acid oxidase activity. Gene Ontology annotation, cellular component: peroxisomal matrix. The record is from RefSeq and is a predicted model, not a curated record.
UUCAAGUGAAGUAGGCUACCAUACACCAGGCUACGUGCGCAGUGAGUGGGGAAGUUCUGUAGCCUAUUCGCUUGUCGCGCUGUACUUACGUUACAGUUUUGUGGUUCUGAUUUCCUCAGAUCUCUACUCAGACGGAGCACAUUGUGCAGAAAUGUCGAUGGUCUGUCUGACUGACUUUGAGGAGUACGCUAAGCAGCAUCUCUCCAAGGCCACCUGGGACUACUAUGCCGCCGGAGCAGAUGAGUGCUGCACCAGAGACGACAACCUGCUGGCCUACAAACGAAUCCGCCUGCGGCCUCGGAUCUUACGGGAUGUGUCGGUGAGCGACACGCGGACCACGGUCCUGGGAACAGAGAUCAGCUUUCCUGUGGGCAUCGCACCCACCGCCUUCCACUGCCUUGCCUGGCAUGAGGGAGAGAUGGCAACAGCAAGGGCCACGGAGGCGGUGAACACGUGCUACAUCACCAGCACCUACUCUACCUGCUCGGUUGAGGAGAUCGUGGCAGCAGCGCCCAACGGCUACCGCUGGUUCCAGCUUUACGUGUACCGAGACCGCAAGCUCUCAGAGCAGAUAGUGCACCGCGUGGAGUCGCUGGGCUACAAGGCCCUGGUGCUCACCGUAGACGUGCCCUACACCGGGAAACGUCGCAAUGACAUCCGCAAUCAGUUCAAGCUCCCGCCGCACCUCAAGGUCAAGAACUUUGAUGGGGUCUUCCAGUGUGUACCUCACUGUUGUCCCAUCCAGGAGAGUGCUGGCCCCGAGGAGUACGGCAUCCCCGCCAACACCCUGGACCCCUCCAUCAGCUGGAAGGACGUGUACUGGCUGCAGUCUCUCACGCGGCUGCCGAUCAUCAUCAAGGGCAUCCUGACGAAGGAGGACGCCGAGCUGGCGGUGGAGCACGGCGUGCAGGGCAUCAUCGUGUCCAAUCACGGCGGACGACAGCUGGACGGGGGACCGGCUACUAUAGACUGUCUGUCGGAGAUAGUGGACACGGUGCAAGGCAGGAUCGAGGUCUACAUGGACGGGGGGAUCCGCACGGGCAGCGAUGUGCUCAAGGCCGUGGCCCUGGGAGCCAAGUGUGUGUUCAUCGGCCGGCCCGCGGUGUGGGGCCUGGCUUAUAAGGGUGAGGAAGGAGUCAGAGAGGUGUUACAGAUCCUUAACGAUGAGUUCCGCUUGUCCAUGGCCUUGUCGGGAUGCCGAAAUGUUGCCGAGAUCAACAGGAAUUUAAUUCAGUUCUCCAAACUUUGACCCGGGCAGUCUGGACUUAAACCAUAAGGUUUUGACAGGCCUUUUCAACUGCAGCGAUCAUCGACCCAAUGCUAUUAACGGCUAAAGCCUUUAGUCUCUGCAAAGGACGGCGCCAGACGAGCCCAGCAUGACUUCAGCCUUAAUCGGUCAGGACGGAAAUGAUAUCACUUGUGAUUUUAGUCAAUCUACGUAAUUACUGGCUGGUGUUUUACACCAGCUAAUCAAAACACGAGAUCCACACGUCUUCUUUGUGGUAUAUAUUUUUUUUCCUUCAUUUCUUUAUUUCCUUUUCUCUCUCUCACCUCCUUGGGCAGCGGAGUUUGUAACUGUGUGUGCAUGAGUGCGAGUGUUUGUGGACUGGUGGAAGAUGCGAUUUCUUUUUUUGGGAGUCUGGACGGAGGGGCACUUUGAGACCAGGACGGAGGGGCACCACCUAAGCGACGCUCAACCUGGGUGGUGUUUUGACCCCUCAGGUGGAACUACAGGAACCAUCUUGUGAACUUUCAUCUGGAAUUGUGAUAAUUGCAUAUAGAUGGUGAAAGACCUGUUACGUGGGAGAGAUAUUAGGGCUCAAAGCUGAAUGCCAGAUAGGACACUAUUGUUUGUUUGCAGAGUUCUCAGUCCCUUAUCUUGAAAUGGUGGUGUGAUAUGGUUUUGUAUCUUUAAGACACAAUGAGAUUAUAUGAAUCAAUCUUAUUAAAAUAUAUUUUACAGCA